AUGGCAGUGAUCGUGGUGCAGGGACACAAGCUGGCAUCUGAGCUUCACCACCUGGAGCAGGUGUCCGAGGCUCGGGGAGAGACAGCUACGGGGGUGAUGACACGCUCCCCUUUUGCUCACACCCUGCUGUCCAGAACAGGGCCCACCCUACUCCAGGAGGACCUCAGCCUCAAGCUUCGUUACAACUGCAACGACCCCGUUUCCAGAGAAGGGCAGAUUCACAGCUACCAGGAUCAGGGCUUCGCGUUUCUGGAGGAUACAGGAAAUAUUCAGUCUUCCUCCCUCCUUCUCUACUCCGUGUCCCUUCUUUGCUCAGAGGUCUUCCCUGAAGACCCCAGUGACCUCAGUCCUCCUUCUCUGAGCUCGGGCACCUUCAAGAAGCACGCGCCGACCAGGGGACACCCCUGGGCAAAGGCGAAGGUGAGUGUGGUGGAGGCCAGCUGGAGGGCAGUGAACAGACUCAAGAGGUGCUUUGAAGGGAAAAUCUCCAAGAUCGGUGGUGGCUUAGAGGACGAGCCCUGGACUCCUCACUGUGCAACAGGGGGCAAGAGAAGGACAACAAAAGAAGCUUCCAGUCAUUUGAAAUUCCAGGACUUCGGUCUGCCAAAAAAUAGGUCAUGGCCUCGAAUCAACAGUGCCACCGGCCAGUACCUGAAUACUGAGGAGCCUCCUCCCUGUGAAAGAAAGUCUGCUGCAACGGGCCUGGAGGGAGCAAAAGACCUCAGAGAUGGCGACUAUGAAGACCCAGAACUUCGUAUGGUAGAGGCAUGGCGAACGACAAAAAUUUUACCAGCCAGGCCUAUAAAGGAAUCUGAAUAUGCAGAUACGCGCUAUUUCAAGGAUAUGAUGGACACUCCCUUUUCCUUGGACGCCCAGCCCUCCGUCCCCACGGAGGGCCAACACUGGCACACACGGAUGGGGCUGGAAAAAGUGAACAAACAAAUUUCCAAGGAUCCCAGAAGCCAGCAUGUUAAAGGAGACAGACCCGCAAAGGAAAGCAAGACUCCUUUCCCACCUCCUCGGCCACCUGGCAUUCUUCCGAAGAAGUACCAGCCCCUGCCGCCCCAGCCGGAGAGCAGCUGGUCACCCCUCCCUCAGAGGCUCGCCUUUCCGGACGUCCAGAGAGAACCCAGACAGAUAAGCUUAAAGGACUUGCAUGAGGUCCUCGGAACAGAGAGAGUCCCUCAUUGCCAGAUGAAGCCUGAAUCGAUUCACCUGUCACAAAAUCAAAGUACUCAAGAGACUCCUCUUGCCAUCACCAGCUCACCACUCGUGAUGAAAAACCAAAGUGCACAAAACAGAGAUAAUAAACACAGCACCCAGUUCCAUCCUCCCCAGAGAUGUCAGUCUCCAGCCCGCUAUGGCCCUCAGGAAACUUUGCCGCACUAUAAAAACACAGGCUGGAGAAAACCUUUCCCCACAAGUUCUGAUGAAAAGGAUGUCCAGCAAAGCAACUGGUACGUUGGAGAGCACAGUCGCCAGGCAGUGGAAGAGGCAUUAAGGAGGGAGAACAAGGAUGGCACUUUCUUGGUCCGAGACUGUUCCACGAAAUCCAGGGCAGAACCCUACGUUUUGGUGGUGUUUUAUGGGAACAGAGUCUACAACGUGAAAAUCCGUUUCCUGGAGAAGAAUCAGCAGUUUGCCCUGGGGACAGGACUCAGGGGAGACGAGAAGUUUAAUUCGGUGGAAGACAUGAUCGAACACUACAAGUAUUUUCCCAUCGUACUAAUUGACGGGAAAGAUAGAACUGGGAUCCACAGGGUGCAAUGCUACCUAACACAGCCGCUCCCCUUCAGCAGAUGCUUCUCGCCGUGGUAGCCUGGGCUCUGUGUUCUCUCCGGUUCAGGGGAUCCGAUGCCUCCACCCAUUUUCCAAUGAUUUCAAAAGAUGACGUUCUGUGGCUUCGAGGGAUC
Messenger RNA from Panthera uncia (snow leopard), 1913 nucleotides. It is a transcript of the gene CLNK, whose product is annotated as cytokine dependent hematopoietic cell linker. NCBI's taxonomy places the organism in Eukaryota, Metazoa, Chordata, Mammalia, Carnivora, Felidae. Gene Ontology annotation, biological process: intracellular signal transduction; cell surface receptor protein tyrosine kinase signaling pathway. Bases 1 to 1818 code for a protein of 605 amino acids. The record is from RefSeq and is a predicted model, not a curated record. The transcript has 22 exons.